Messenger RNA from Mytilus californianus (California mussel), 831 nucleotides. RefSeq lists its product as uncharacterized. NCBI's taxonomy places the organism in Eukaryota, Metazoa, Mollusca, Bivalvia, Mytilida, Mytilidae. The transcript is spliced from 5 exons. The record is from RefSeq and is a predicted model, not a curated record. Bases 1 to 738 code for a protein of 245 amino acids.
AUGAGACCUACGAUUAGGAAAGUGAACUUUGAUGAUUGUUACAUAUAUAAUAUCUACGACACCAAUAAAGAUAAGUCAUAUUUGAUAUCGUGGGAUGGUGAUAGUGUCUCCUCUUACAGCUGUAAAAUUGGUUUCCAUGGAUACGACAGUGACAACCCUCUCAAUGAAUACAAAGUCUGCAUUCGGGCAACAACAUGGAACAUUCAAAACACACAGGUCCGACUGAAAUAUUAUACUGGAUUAUCAGAUUUUCUUGAAAAGACAUAUUCAUACUACGCAUAUGAUGUUCCAACAACAGAGUGGUGCUCCGAGUCAGGGGAAUACGUAGACAUUGAGCUGACUGCGCCUGACGUAAAGUAUGGAGAUAAGAUAACACUAGUAGUCAGAGGAGUCAGGACAUACAAUUUUGCCAAUACUUUGGGUUUUAUUAUCGGAGGCGCUGUAGGAGGCGUACUUCUUAUUACAUUGGUUUGCAUAGUGCUUGUCAUCGUGGCAUUUAGAAGAAGAAGUCGUCCAAUGGCAGGAUAUGUUAAUCAAGGCUAUCCAAGUAUAACAGCACCACCUCCAUAUUAUGGCACCACGAAGAAUGUGCAGACUGGUUACCCAGCACAAAGCUGCCAAGAUCAGCCGUCUUAUCAACAGUACCCAACCCAAAGUUCAUCACAACAGACGACGACGACAUCAAAUUCACAAUCACAGCAAUCCAGUUCACAAGAACAGUCAAUCCAGUCGACUUGAAUUUUCGGAAUAUCAAAUGAUUUUAUAAAUGUGAUCUAAUACACGUGCCGUGUGUAUUCAUGUGUGUUUGGUUGUGUCUUUCAAUAAAAAUUU